AUGGCCUUUAAUGCCUUGUAUAACGGGGUCACCAAUCACGACCUGGUGAAGUCGCUCGCCCUGGACCCAGUAACCACCAUACCACACUUACUGGACCGCUGCUACCAGUACGCCAACAUGUUUGAUAUCAUGAAGGUGAGGAAAGCGGUGGAUGCCAAGGCUCCAGAGAAGAAGAGAGCGAGCAACAAAGAUGAGAAGAAGAAAGAUACCAAGAGGGCGAGGUCAGAUCGAGACCAAAGCCCAGAUUACACCUCCCUUAACACCAGUAGGACCAAGAUCCUAAUGGAGGUGUAUGAUCAGGGUUUGCUGCAAUGGCCCAGGCCGAUGUUCUCUAGGCCUGAGGAUAGAAACAAGAACAAGUACUGCAAGUUCCACAACGAUGUCGGUCAUGACACCGAAGACUGCAGACAGUUAAAGAGAGAAAUUGAGGACGUAAUACAGAAAGGCCAUCUGAGGCGCUAUGUCAAGGAAGAUGGAAAAGAUAACUCCAGAGGUCGUGAAGCUGCAAGGAACGACCAUAGGAGAGAAGAUAGAGCCCGCAGAGGAGAUGAUCGAGAUCGUCGUGAGGACCGAAGCGAUGAUCACAGAGAGGUCCAGAGGAACCAGGAUGAUGCCAACACCUCCACAGCGCCUACCAUUCUCACCAUCCUGGGGGGACCAGGGCAGGAAUCAUCACGCAGGGCCAAGGCGAAAGCACGGUUCGUAGCAAUGGCCAAGAUGCCUGAGAAGAAGGUGCGAAUCGAGCCCGGGAUCACGUUCUCUGAUGAGGACAUGGAGGGGCUGAGCUGGCCACACGACGAUGCUGUCGUGGUUCAGGCGAUUAUAGCCAAUCGUCCCGUCCACAGAAUCUUGGUAGACAUAGGGGCAUCAGUGGACAUGCUGUCAUAUGAUGCCUAUUGA
Telopea speciosissima is the source of this 900-nucleotide messenger RNA. RefSeq lists its product as uncharacterized. The transcript has a single exon. NCBI's taxonomy places the organism in Eukaryota, Viridiplantae, Streptophyta, Magnoliopsida, Proteales, Proteaceae. The coding region runs from base 1 to 900 and encodes 299 amino acids. The record is from RefSeq and is a predicted model, not a curated record.